Molecule: messenger RNA, 1698 nt
Organism: Darwinula stevensoni
Lineage: Eukaryota; Metazoa; Arthropoda; Ostracoda; Podocopida; Darwinulidae
Source: the annotation of a GenBank genome assembly
CAGACGAUAUGGGUGAAAAGGAAGGAGUCCCUACCGGGGUCUACGCGUCUACCUGGCAGGAAUGCGCUCGAAAUCUCCUAUUCCGAUGUCCACUACUGGGUCCGUGAUGAAGGAAAAGGGAUGAAGGAGAUCCUGAAGGGUCUGGACGGGCGGAUGAAGUCCGGGGAGCUGACGGCCGUCAUGGGACCGAGCGGAUCGGGGAAGAGCAGCCUCAUGAACAUUCUCGCCGGAUAUAGGCAGAAGGACGUGACCGGAAAAAUAGAGGUGAACGGCCGAGAAAGGAACCUGAGAGUGUUUCGUCACCAAAAAUCAAUGCUCUUCGCCGCCGGCCUCAAACUCUCCAGCUCCUUGUCUUUCAGAGACAAAUACACCGCUGUCGUGGCGAUCCUACAACAUCUAGGGAUGCAGGACUGUGCAAGGACAAGGGCAUCGUGUCUGUCAGGUGGAGAGAGGAAGCGACUCUGCAUCGCCCUCGAGCUCCUCGCCGACCCUCAAAUCCUCUUCCUCGACGAACCCACCAGUGGACUAGACAGCUCUACUUGUCUGCAAUGCGUGACCCUGCUGAAAAUGUUGGCACGCGAGGGACGAACCGUGAUCUGCACAGUCCACCACCCGAGCGUGAAGAUCCUGGAGAUGUUCGAUCAUCUGAUUCUCCUCGCCGAUGGCCGCUGUCUUUACCACGGCACCAUCUCCUCGCUGGUGCCCUACUUUCGCCAGUUCGGCCUUCAUUGCCCUCCAUAUCACAAUCCUGCAGACUUUGAGAAGUGGGGAAAGGUGAAGGAUAUGCUGGAGACGAGGAAGGAGGUGGUCGACGAUGACACGGCCGACUACUCCGUGUCGUUCAAGACUCAGGUGCAGUAUUUGUAUCUGCGAUGUCUCAAGACGACAAGCAGGGAUCUGUGGCUGCUGUACGUUCGAGUCGCGGCUCACGUCAUGGUCGGUCUUUUCAUGGGGAUCUUCUUCUUUGGCAAGGGCGACGAUGCCUCGAGCGUGUACCACAACGUCAGUUCGCUCUUCUUCACCAUCCUUUUCGUCGUCUUCGCCGCUAUGAUGCCUACCGUUGUGACGUAUCCAUUGGAGGUCCCUGUGUUGCUCAAAGAGAUUCUCAACAAGUGGUACUCUCUCAAGGCAUACUAUGUGGCCAAGACGAUGGCGGAUGUCCCCUUCUCCGUUUUUUGUACUCUCGUAUAUCUGGUGAUCGUCUACUACAUGACUGCACAGCCAAUGGACUUUCAUAGAUUUUUUCGUUAUCUUGUCAUCAGCGUAUUCGUCUCCGUUCUUGCUCAGUCUCUGGGACUGUUGAUUGGGACUCUCUUCCCCAUCCAGCCGUAUUGUGCAUGCUUUAUUUGGCAGGCGGCGGUUUUCGUGGGUCCAGCGUUCAUAGCGCCUUUCCUCCUGUUCUCGGGGUUCUUCCUGAGCGUGAAGGCUAUACCAAAAUACAUGCGCUGGGUUUCCAACCUCUCCUUCCUCAAAUACUACUUCGAAGGGACGAUGGUGUGCAUCUACGGCUACAACCGAUCUGACCUCGUGUGCAAUCAGCCCUUUUGUCAGUUCAAGGAUCCUGACAAAUUCUUGAAGGAGUUGGACUUGGAGGAGAACGUGUACUGGAUCGAUUUCUGGGUUCUCGUUCUUUACAACGUCGUCCUGCGUUUUGUGUCUUACUUUGUCCUUCGAUGGAAGCUUCAUCACUCUCUGUGA